UAUUACUUGCUGUGACGGUGCGUGACAGUAGGCAAGGGUUGUCGUGUGCACUGGCCCGAUACGAAAUUAAGCACACACACAAAACGCACAAACACGUAUAAACAUAUAAAUACACACAUAAAUUUAUAUUUAUAUAUGCAGAAUGGCUGAAGCAAAUACAGCCAAAGGGUCGCACGCACACGCACACGCAAACACUGAUGAUGCACGUAUAACACCAUCCAAGAUACUACGUUGUAAGCGUGGGGCGGAACCAUCACAUAUACAGAAAGCCAGUAUGUUGUUUAGUAAUGUAAACUUCCUGGAGGAGUUGGAAGAUCAAGUGGGCGCUACAGUGCAGAUGGUAUCCGCUGACGAUUAUUGUCACACUUGCGGUAU
Messenger RNA from Sphaeroforma arctica JP610, 375 nucleotides. RefSeq lists its product as hypothetical. The transcript has a single exon. The record is from RefSeq and is a predicted model, not a curated record. The annotation marks the transcript as partial. NCBI's taxonomy places the organism in Eukaryota, Ichthyosporea, Ichthyophonida.